CGGGCGCCCUCCUCGCCAGGCUCCGCCGCGUGCCGGCUGCCCCCAGCCCGCGUCUCCAGGCUGGCGGGGCUUGCGUGCCUCUGGCCUCGGUGCCGCCGAGGGGAGCGGGCGGUCGUCCCCCACGCCGGGUGCCUGCCGCAGUGGAGAGGGAACCGGGGGGGCGGGCAGGCGCCCAGGGACCGCUCAUCACCCUGCCUAAUAUCGGGGAGGAGGUGGCGGCAGAGAGCGACGGCGAGGAGGUGGCUUGGCAGCCCGCCGCGCGCCCGGAAGGGAUUGUCCAGAGGUUCCACAAAUCAUUGCCUUUCUGGAAAAAAUGGCGAGUUUCUUCCAGCAGUUUUUGAGAAAAAUGUGCAGGAAGCCAUCGACAAUUAUACUUGUGAAGCCCUUUCAUCGUUUUCAUCCAGUGGCUGUACAACACCUACAGAGCUGAAUAAUGCUUGGUCUGGAAUAAACAGCUAUAAUACUGGUUUGUCUACUGAAAGAAGCUCAGUUUUCUCCUGGAGGGAUGAUGAAUUUGAUAAAGCCAACACGCAAAGAGUGCAUCAGUUAUUUUUGGAGAUUGAUGAAAUGCUGUUUGAAGGAAAAGUGACCUCCCAAACUCAGAGCCUGCAAGCAGAAUGUGCAGACUGGGCUGAACAAUUUCCUCAUAUAAGGGUUCUGGGAAGGCAGCUCCUAUUGCCAAAUGAUGAAGGCUUUCAGCAUUUUCCAAGCAGAAGUGAUAACUGUGUGGACGCCAAGUGUUUAUCUUACCUCCAUGAAUGUACUAGUAAUAUAAAACAGCUCUGCAUUUCAGGCUCUAAAUUGAUCCCAACAGCAUCUCCAAUACAUAAAUCACUGGAUUCAAGUUCUGUUAGGAUUUCUGACUCAUCCAUGUAUUUGUUUCUGGAGGAAGAAAUCUAUGAUAUGGAUGGAAAAAUAGAAGAAUAUCUUGCCUUUGACAGCAAGGAGCUUGAUGAUGAGGACUGGGAAGGAAAGAAACUACGUCUUGCUGAGAAGAGGAGCAAGCGUGGCAUUCCCCCUGUUUCUCCUGAUGCCUGUAUCAAAGAUGCUGUGGUUUCUGAAGUAUUUGAUUGUAUCUGGAGCAAUGUAACUGGAAUAUUGGAGGAACUGAUUAAAAAAAAUUGGGAAGCUAGCAUCCCGGAAUGUGACAAACAAGUGGAAAAACUGAAAACUGCUACAGCAAAACUGCCACAUUUGCCAGUUCGUGUUGCAGCAGAUGCUGGGAGCAUUCCUCUUUCCAGAGGCUCUCGAGCACGAACUGUGUCUUUUGGGUCUCACUUUGUUUCCUCACAGGUUCACCGUUUCUCCAGCAACUUUUAUAGUGAUCUGGAUGGUGUGAUGACAAUUCAAGCAAAACCGCUCCAACAGAGGCAUGUUGCCACAGUAGAAAAAAUACAGAAUGACAAAGAAGACAAACAGUAUAGCAUUGGUUCCAGGGCUCCAAAUUCAGUGCAUACUAGGCAGAGGAGAAUUGCUGAUAGCAGUGUUCUCUCAUCAUCUCGGGUACUGCUGGCGUCUUCUAGGAAACUACCAAGCCAUCGUAGGUUGCCUUCUCUCACUUCUGACCAACUCUCCUCAAAAGCUCCUAAUAUGUACAAUGAUGAAAUCCUUAGGGGGACUAAAUUGGUUGCCAGCUUAGGUCGUUUAUCUUCUGCUCAUGCACCUACAACCCAGACCAAGUUGCCACCAAUAAACUCAGAGGCUGUUGAACAAUAUUUUUCAGUACCUAGACUGCCACUAAGCUCUCAUCAAGGACGAUAUGGUCGUAGCAGAGUAUCGAGUGCAGUGCCUGGCAGUACAGAGCAACGGCCACUAAGAGAAAGAACUAUUAUUGAUCAGUUUUCGAGGCCCAACACAACUCAGGCAUUCAGGACAGACACACCUCAGAAAAGAUCACUGACUCUCAUGGAUUGUCCUAACCACAGAGGGACAGGUCAAGGAUCUUUAAUUGGCAGGCAAAGCUCACAGCAUUACUGUAGAUCCUUUCAGAGAAAUACCCCAUCAUCAAGGAAGAGAUUUCAGAUUUCUUAACACACCUUAGUGAGAAGGAGAAAGUCCCUGCAAUGAACAGAAGACUGAUGUGCUAAAUUUUCCAGCUAGUGUCUUGUGUAACAGAGGACAUGUGCAUUUCCUUUGAGCCUUUCAAUCCUCAGGAUGCCUGUAUUGCUUUUUUCUUUUUUUUGAGUUGUCUGACCAGAGGUUAGAUUAAAAAUUAGAGCAAAAGGAAGUAAGUGGUUGAGAUGUCUGUUCUAUUUACAGAGUCAAGAUGCUGCUGCACUUUCUUCUUGGGCAUUCCUUCUUUUCUUUCCUUAACAAAUUGUUGUUCUACCUAUAGAGGCAAGUCAGUUAUGUUUAGGCCAUGAUGACUUAAUCUCACUUUUUCAUGUUUCCUCAGUGUUACAGAUGUUCUUGUUUAUCCAAACAUCAGUUAUAUAUACAAUUCAUACUUUUAAACAGUGGUAUUUCCUCUUUAGCUGCUGUUUUAACAUUUCUCCAUUUUUAAGUCUGUCUGCUUAUUGCAGUUAGUCUCUUGUAAAUGUUGCCUGUCUCUACUUUUUCUUCUUUGAUUCUUUUGAGAUAGAAUUCAUUCAUUGCUUUUACUUAUUCUGUUCCAGUCAUCAAUAACUAUGGGAACUGCUGGGUAAACUUUGUUUACAGGAUGUAAUGUCUUCCCUGCCAGGCCAAGCAUGAUUAUAGAUGCUGAUAAGUUGGUAAGACUGCUCCCAUUUCUUGAGUUUUGUGAAAUAAUGCCUGUAAUUUUACCAAUUAAUGAUAUUUUGAAAUAUCCAAGCCGUCAAAGUUUCAACAUGAAAAGAUGUACUUAGGUGAUGAAAGAAUUAUUUUAUACCUCUUAGUGUAGAUCCAAAUAGGAAGAUCAAAGAUGAGACUGGGAUUGAAUUCUGUCCACAAAUCAGAGCCUUGAUCAGGUCCAUAGCUAUUAGUGCAGUGUGUCUUCACAGUCAGGGAUUCUUCCUUCCAUCAGAGAGCCACCAAUUUAAGUAAAUGAGGCUGAAAGCUGGAGAAGGAAGGAGAAGGAAAACUUAGUAAUUUGCCCAAAUUCUGCAGGUGAGAAUAGAACCAAUUUCUUCUACUUGAGAACUAACCCUUACUUCUUUUUAUGAGUGUUCAAGGAUUGGUAAUCCAAGGCAAACCAUUUGCAAAGCAUAUUUUAUAUCUGUACCGUUAAUAAGAUUUCUGGGUUUUGUAAAUGGCCAUUGAGUACUGCAUUCUUUUGAGUAAAUGAAAGCAUUUGUAAAUCA
Molecule: messenger RNA, 3260 nt
Organism: Pogoniulus pusillus (Red-fronted tinkerbird)
Lineage: Eukaryota; Metazoa; Chordata; Aves; Piciformes; Lybiidae
Gene: FAM149A
Product: family with sequence similarity 149 member A
Exons: 14
Coding region: 568-2031 (487 amino acids)
Source: RefSeq, a predicted model, not a curated record